GAACAUGAGCAUAAGCCCCAAAUAAAGAAACACUUUCAUCAGAAUCAAGAUUGAUGCGAAAAAUGGGCUACAACCUUGAGUCGUUGUUUUGCUGCAAAACGAAGAGCAUUGCAAGUGGUUUUGGAAAAAAGAACCCGAUAAACUGAUUAAUCUGUGGUAAAUCCGCGAUAGAAUAUGAGCAUUUAGCCCCAAAUAAAGAAAAACUUUCAUCAAAAUCAGGAAUGAUGCGAAAAGUGAGCUACAACCCUGAGUUGUUGUUUUGCUGUAAAACGAAGAACGUUCCAAGUGGUUUUGGAAAAGAGCCCGGUAAACUGAUUAAUCUGUGGUAAAUCCUCGAUAGAACAAGAGCAUUUUUCCCAAAUAAAAAAACACUUUCAUCAGAAUUCGGAAUGAUGCGAAAAAUGGGCUACAACCUUGAGUAAUUGUUUUGCUUCAAAACGAAGAACGUUGCAAGUGGUUUUGGAAAAAGAGCCUGAUAAACUGAUUAAUGUGUGAUAAAUCCACGAAAGAACAUGAGCAUUCUGCCGCAAAUAAAAGAACACUUUCAUCAGAAUCAAGAUUGAUGUGAAAAAUGGGCUAUAACCUUGAGUAAUUGUUUUGUUUCAAAACGAAGAACGUUGCAAGUGAUUUUGGAAAAAAUAGGCCGAUAAACUGAUUAAUCUGUGGUAAAUCCACGGUAGAACAUGAGCAUUUUCCCCAAACAAAGAAACACUUUCAUCAGAAUCAGGAAUGAUGCGAAAAAUGGGCUACAACCUUGAGUAAUAGUUUUGCUGCAAAACGAAGAGCAUUGCAAGUGGUUUUGGAAAAAAGAACCCGAUAAACUGAUUAAUCUGUGGUAAAUCCGCGAUAGAACAUGAGCAUUUAGCCCCAAAUAAAGAAAAACUUUCAUCAAAAUCAGGAAUGAUGCGAAAAGUGAGCUACAACCCUGAGUUGUUGUUUUGCUGUAAAACGAAGAACGUUCCAAGUGGUUUUGGAAAAAAGAGCCCGAAUUCGGAAUGAUGCGAAAAAUGGGCUACAACCUUGAGUAAUAGUUUUGCUUCAAAACGAAGAGCAUUGCAAGUGGUUUUUGGAAAAAAGAGCCCGAUAAACUGAUUAAUCUGUGGUAAAUCCACGGUAGAACAUGAGCAUAAGCCCCAAAUAGAGAAAAACUUUCAUCAAAAUCAGGAAUGAUGCGAAAAGUGAGCUACAACCCUGAGUUGUUGUUUUGCUGCAAAACGGGGAAAUUUUUAGCUCUUUUACGAGUGGUUUAGCAAAGUGUUGGGAAACUCAGCAAGAAACGUUAAAAACUUCGUUGUUUUAUGUUGCAAUAAUGGCACCGGCAACAGCACUCAAGGAGCAACCCGCAUCAUCCAAUUCUACCGGCAUAAAUGCAGUUCUUCUGGGGCCGCCGGGCUCCGGAAAAGGCACUCAGGCACCGUUGCUAAAGGAAAAGUAUUGCGUCUGCCACUUGUCCACGGGUGACAUGCUGCGCGCAGAAAUAGCUUCAGGUUCUAAGCUUGGAGCUCAGCUGAAAAAGGUCAUGGACGAAGGAAAGCUAGUUUCCGACGAAUUGGUUGUCGAUAUGAUUGAUUCUAAUCUUGAUAAGCCCGACUGUCGCAACGGAUUCCUGUUGGAUGGAUUCCCGCGAACUGUUGUGCAAGCGCAAAAGUUGGACAACUUGCUUGAGAAGCGCAACACCGGGUUGGAUGCGGUCAUUGAGUUCGGCAUAGGCGAUAGCCUUCUUGUGCGCCGAAUUACCGGACGGCUUAUCCAUCAAGCUAGCGGGCGCUCAUAUCACGAAGAGUUUGCUCCCCCUAAGGUACCGAUGCACGACGACGUUACAGGAGAACCACUGAUGCGCCGUAGCGAUGACAAUGCGGAGGCGUUGGUCAAACGGCUAGAAGCCUACCAUCGCCAAACAAAACCGCUUGCCGAAUAUUAUGCGCUACGUGGACUGCACUUCCGCGUUAAUGCUGCUAAAAGUGCAACCGAUGUGUUUUCCAAUAUAGACAACAUCUUUAAGCAGCAACGAGCACACCGAAUACGGCUAUAAAACCAAUUGGGAUAGAAUUGAUCAACCAUCCUGCUGCCUGUUAGUUUUUGUAAUACUUUACCUUCACAUUCGGAAGAGGAUGAAACAUCCAUUGUGUAAGCUAUUCCAACAGUAAACUAGCAAGCUCUUGAACUAUCACUAUCCUCUACCUUGCAUUUUAAAAUGAUCAAUUUAGCUAGCAAAACUGCCGGAGGAAUCGCUGUUUUUUUUGUUUAUUGUCAACCAAUUGCAAAUUCACGUCGAAUAUCAGCAUGAUCGGUAAAGUGAAUAUGCAGCAUAAAAUGGGCAAUAAAACAGAAUAUUUAAGAAAAU
This is a messenger RNA of Anopheles darlingi, 2344 nucleotides long. RefSeq names its product adenylate kinase-like. Gene Ontology annotation, cellular component: mitochondrion; cytoplasm. NCBI's taxonomy places the organism in Eukaryota, Metazoa, Arthropoda, Insecta, Diptera, Culicidae. Gene Ontology annotation, biological process: ADP biosynthetic process. The record is from RefSeq and is a predicted model, not a curated record. Bases 1310 to 2032 code for a protein of 240 amino acids. The transcript has 4 exons. Gene Ontology annotation, molecular function: AMP kinase activity; ATP binding.